AUGAUCGAGGCACUCGCAGCAGCUUACGGAAUCGACCCCGAUGGACCGAUCAAGGGAGUUGACACGAAGAAUUUGAUGGGAGGACCCGCAUCUGUGGCCGUUCAAUCGAUUGUUUCAUCACACGCACAACCAACAAAGCCUCCACCACCACAAUCAUCUCAAUCGGCUCCUCAAAAGGCAACACAAGCUCCCCCUCGUCCACCACCAGCUGCGUCUGCCAGUAAGGCACCCGAGGAAACAGCGGCUGCGAUGUUUGGAGCGUUGAAGGGUGGCGGACUUUCAUUGCUGAAGAACUUCAAGGAAAAGACAGCGGCUGUCGUGUCGACUGUUCAGAGCACUUACGGAAGCAAGGGUCCCACGAUCACCCAAAUUACUUCACGGCUUUUGUUGGCGCCGAUUUUAGAGGGAGUGCCCGAUGUUUUAGCUCAUCAGGCGGAAGAAGCCUUGAAGUCACAUCUUGCAAUGGCUAGACGGCCUUACUUGGUGAUCAAUUUGAGUACCAGGGAUCUCCGUUGUGAGUACUCUCUACGCCCACAUUCCGAACCGAUGAACUCUCCGUGUACUUCUGUGCCUCCAUCGUUGGAUGCGGCUAUUCGCGUGGCAAAGACUGCUGGCCGCUACUUGUCGCACGAUAAAAAUGGGAUGAUUGUUUUGUAUGGAGUUGAAGAAAACUGCAUUUUGAUGGCUGCUGCGCUCUUGCUUUACUUCAAACUCUGCAUUCGACCGUAUCAAUGCUUUGAGAUCAUCAACAAGAGCCGUGCUGAUCAGGUGAUGCCCGAAUUGCCCCCAUCUUACCACAACUUGCUCGACGCUGUCGUAAUGCUUGCCUAUCGAGAGAUUAAAGACAUUGCAUCGAAAAUCCACAACAAGACGAUUGAAUUGACGUCUCUGUCGAUUGCUCCAAUUCCGGCAAUCAAUCGAUCGGGUACCGGAUGUCGUCCACUUGUUGAAGUCUUUGUCGGUGACACGAAAGUCUUUGCCACUGCGCAGAGAUACGAUGAAACAACAGAAUUCCAAAAAGAGCUGGGUUAUGCGAGGCUCGAGUUGGGAAACACGGCGAUCAACGAUGAAGUGACGGUGAUUGUCAGCCAUGCUAGGCACUCUUCAUUGCAUGGAAGCAUGAGCUUGGUGCCCAUCUUCACUUUCAAUUUCAAUCCCCGUUUCUUGGACGGCCAAACAACUAGCCUAGUUUUCCCCAAACAUCAGCUAGAUGUUGACAAAGAUGCGGAUCAGAAAAUGGACAGUGGAUUCAAGGCUUCUCUGAACAUUCAAUACGGUAACGGUUCGCUUGGAGGUCUACCCGAUUCUUUCCGCUAUGAUGAAGAGAAUUGCUCUCGAUCGGCGAAUAUGUUUAGCGAUAGUCACGAAUAUGGAGAAGCUCUUCGUCUCCUUGAUGCCGCCUCGCCAACCGAGCUCCCCGAUUUCCCUUCAUUGCCCGGUCAUACCUCUUUCAAAAACAAAGCCACUCCAUCGAGACCACCAGCUCCAGCAUCAGCUCAAGCAAAAGAACAGAAACAACCCAAACAAGAUCAGCAUCCAGCUUUCUUUAGUUCGCUAUUUUCUGGCGCUCCAGCGCCGUCCGUUUCACCGACACCGAGAACGGAGCCAUUGUCAACGAUCACCACAAGACCACAGCAAAUGCCGAAGAAUGAGAAGUUUGAUGAGGCCGAGAUGUACGAGCGAAUGGCCGGGAUUCGAGUGGGAGCGGAAGUUGAACAGGAGGAUGAGACGCCGAUCUUUGACAACCGAUCCACCAACAUUCCAUCAACCCAACCAGAUGUUUUUGAUCUUUUGGGAAGUGAAGACAAUUUCCCUACUGCUUCUAAGUCUUCAAGCCAAACUAUCUCAUCGAGUGCACCGUUUGAUCCAUUUGCCGAGCUUCUUACAGAUCAAAAGCAAUCGACACCGACUCAUAGCAGCUCCGCUCGAUCACCGGCGCCUCAAUCGGAUCUGCUAAAUUGGGACACACCAUUGGCUCCAUCAUCAACAACUGGAAUGCAUCGUAAUGCAUCGGCUCCCGUCUUUCAACAACAGCAACAGCCAGCCGCCGCUUCUUUUGAUCCAUUUGCCGAUUUCUUAGCCACAACGAGUGAUCCUGCUAGCAAACCAGCUUCUGGUGCCAACUCUGGAAGAAGUACUCCCGCACAAGCUCGCCCAAACUACAAUCGUUCUUUGUUUGAGAAUAUGAGUGGUCAAUCGAAGAAACCUGGCGUGAAUGCUUUUGAAGAUCUUCUGUCCGCCCACAAUUUCACCUCGUCCAAUGCGAACAGAAAUCGGACAAUGGCGGACAUGAGACGAGAAGAAGACGUCAGAGGAAUGGAUCCGGUCUCAAUUAAGAUUCGAGAUUGGACAUCGGGAAAAGAGCGAAACAUUCGUGCUCUACUCGGUAGUCUCAAUGAAGUGCUUUGGGAUGGUGCCGCUAAAUGGGAACAAACAUCAAUGGCUUCACUAUUGACAGCAAAUGAGGUGAAAAAGAGUUAUCGCAAAGCUUGCCUCGUCGUGCAUCCGGACAAACAGACUGGACAACCCCAUGAAGAGCUUGCCCGGGCCAUCUUCACCGAAUUAAACGACGCUUGGAGUGCAUUCGAGGCAGCCGGACAACCAUCGCUC
Messenger RNA from Mesorhabditis belari, 2610 nucleotides. Lineage: Eukaryota; Metazoa; Nematoda; Chromadorea; Rhabditida; Rhabditidae. The record is from the annotation of a GenBank genome assembly.